Molecule: messenger RNA, 4319 nt
Organism: Acanthaster planci (crown-of-thorns starfish)
Lineage: Eukaryota; Metazoa; Echinodermata; Asteroidea; Valvatida; Acanthasteridae
Product: ubiquitin-conjugating enzyme E2 Q2-like
Source: RefSeq, a predicted model, not a curated record
CACUCUCACUGAGCUUGCGUAGAAAAUAACAAAACGCCAUUUUCAGUGAACUUUUGUUUCGGGUACAGAUUUAGUGAGAGAAUUAGGCCAAAAUCACACAUAGGCAGACGGAAAAAGAUGUAAAUAUGGCCUGUGUGGCGUCUCUUAAGCAAGAACUCAAACUCUCAGAAUCACUGUUUGGUAAGGAUAAUGAGAGAUUUCAGAUCCAUGCUGCCACCAUGGACGAGUUGACGUGCAAGUUCAUCGGCUGUAACAAGGAGGAAUUUGUCGUACAUUGUAAUUUCACAGACUCAUACCCACAGACUCGACCAGUAUGGUUUUCCGAUUCUGACGACCCUGUCUUGUCAACUGUUCUUCAACGUUUGUCUGAAAUAAGUGCUUCGGGACAGCUUCUCCUAAAAAUGAUCAGGCGGCUGGUUCGAGACCUGUGCAAGCUACAUAACGUCCAAGAGCCUUCUACAAUGUCCAUCUUAGAUCAAGAGCUACCCUCAGAGAAAAGCGACGACGAAAUGGCCAGUGCUGACGAAGAUGACGGUGCUGACGAUUUUGCACACGAAGAAGACGACGACGAGGACGAAGAGGAGGAGGAAGAAGAGGAGGAAGAGGAGAACCAGGACAUGGACGACUGUAUGGAUCACUACGAGAUGGAGGAAGAGCCAAGCAAAUCAGUCACAGAGAAGGACGACAAGGACAUAGACGCAGAGAACUAUGCAGUACUGGAGAGAUUAAAAUCCAACCAGAGAAGAGACUACUUAAAGGGCUCAGUGUCAGGGUCUGUGCAGGCCACAGACAGGCUGAUGAAGGAGCUCCGAGACGUCUACCGGUCAGAGGCUUUCAAGAAGAAGAUGUACUGCGUUGAGUUGGUCAACGACAGUUUGUACGACUGGCACAUCAAAAUAUUAUCAGUUGAUAAUGACAGUCCGCUCUAUGCAGACUUGAAACAACUCAAGGAGAAAGAAGGCAAAGAUCACAUCUUGCUAAACAUGACAUUCAAGGAAAACUUCCCUUUUGACCCGCCGUUUGUCCGAGUCAUCUUCCCCGUGCUGACUGGCGGCUACGUGCUAGGGGGCGGGGCCAUCUGCAUGGAGCUGCUGACCAAGCAGGGCUGGAGCAGCGCCUACACGGUGGAGGCGGUCAUCUUGCAGAUCGCGGCCACACUGGUCAAGGGCAAGGCCCGCAUCCAGUUCGGCGCUUCCAAGCAGCGCCAAUACAGCCUGGCCAGAGCGCAGCAGUCGUUCAAGUCCUUGGUGCAGAUUCACGAAAAGAACGGAUGGUUCACCCCACCGAAGGAGGACGGUUAGCUGGCUGGAUCACACGAUGCCCUCAUCAAACUUGAACUUAUUGUCGACACCCACGCAAGUUCAACUCUUGCGGAAGCCAAACAAUAGAACCCACGAAAAGAAAACGAAACUUCCUUGAGACGAGGAGGGGGGAAAAAACGACUUACAAAAUGUGGAGGUGUGUCGGUAGCACGAGCUAAAGAACACUGCAGAGAUUGGAUACAAAGAAGUUGACUUUGUUUCUCUGGAUAGCUCGAUACGGAAGGAAUUUUUGUUUUCCCCUGCAGAGAUUGAAUAAUGUGCGACAAAAUUUUCAAAGCAUGACCUUUCUUGGAAUGUUAGCAACAGUUUUUUUUGGUCCCGUUUUCUUUUUUUUUUUUUCCCUUGAGAAAACACAGCAUUGUCACAAGAGAAAUUGUAUUAAGUGUUGUUGAUGUUACUGUAACUGGGCUGUUGUGUAUCUGAAGGUGGGACGGAGUCAGUCUGUUCUCCGUCAUCCAGGUGUAUUCCAUGAAAUGUCAAACCGAAUCUAAACUCCGGGCCUGCUCGGGCAGCAACUUGCCGUCCUAAAUUAACGUCUGGAACUGGGACUGAUGAGGGCCGGUCACAUGACAGGCAGUCACAUGACCAGGCCAAUGGGUCACCAGCAGCCUGAGGAAGACUGAUGCUCGCACAACAUCGCAAGCUGCUUUCUGAGCAAAGCCAGGAUUUGGCUAUUUCUCGGUAUUUCCCGCGAGGUAUUUUUCCCCUAUACUCUGUUGCCCUUCGACAACUCGACUCGCUAUCGUCUGAAGAAAUCAAAGGGAGAAAAAGGAACAUUGCAUUUGCAGUCAGGAUGAAAAUCCUGCUCUCCUUCUCAAAUCGCUACGUUUCUAUCGUUCAUCCAGUCGUAGUUCUUAAACUUUCACACCGGAUUCUCAGUCUCGCUUUCAGGAAAACAAUCUCUUAGUAGACUCUAGAUGGAACAUGCCAAGGAAUUGGAGGAGCUCAUGUCUUGAUGGGUCAUGAAGCAGUGUUGUAGUUGAGUACAUUGCUGUGAGUAUGAGUACUUCAGCAUGAGUAAAAAUGGGGCGGAAAAAGGGGGAAUGAUUUGUAAUCUAAUGAUUAGCCGAGAGUUUUGAAAAAAUUCCUCCUUACAACAUGUGCCCCCCGCUGGAUACACCAGUGAGGAAAAGCACUUCAUCACAACUAGGACUAAAUGGAGUGAGUUUGGGUGUAAAUAGGCACCAAGGAUCAAGGUUAUGAGCUUAUCAGUGUGGGGACUGACCUCAGACCUUCAGGGUCAGAUGUUUGAGAUUUAGGUCCCCCCCCAAAAAAAAACUUCUGGUCUAGUGUGAAGAUGCAACCAUGAAGUUUCCUCUUAACAUCUGGUGCUGAAACAGAGACAGUAGCACUGUUAUUGGGAAGGUUUUUUAAUGGUGAAAUGGGCGACACAUGACAUCUUGUUGAUGAUUGGUAAAGUUGCCUUUACCUAUUUUGGAUUCGCUGUGGAGCAGUUUCAAGCAUUAACUAUGGUUUACUGACUUCACGUGAGGGCAAGGUGGUUUGACCACUCCCGUUGAUGUCUUAGAACUUGACCAAGGUUCUCACUAGUCUUGUUUUGCCACAGAAAAUUGUGGAGGCCAUUGAUAAUAAAUUAUUAUCAACAAAGCUGCAAUUUUGAGAGUAGCAAGACAUGCAAGCAACAGGCAAUGGAAGACAGAGCUGAGAUUGCAUCAGUAAUGGGGUGACCAGUGUCCAUUCAGGCAGGAUUGUAUUGUGCAAUGACAUUGGUUUUGACACUCGCCGGCUGCCAGCCUGUAAAGAUCACAGCGCAUGAUACGGCCUGCAAGGGAACUAGCGAUUGCUCUGGGAACGGACUUGGAUUAGGUGAAAACUGCCAUUCAUUUUUAAUACUCAUGGAAAUAUCUGACCAGCUCACCAUGCUUUCAAAGGUUUAGGGUCACAGUUUACCAGCUUGGCAAAAAUAUAUUUCGUUAUUAGAAAUGUUUACUUGAAUCUUUUGUCCUCUCAGAAAUUUGUAAAUUGAAAGUCACUCAAUUACUUCUAGAUUGAUUUCAUUCUGCGAAACAGUGUGAGAAGUCACAAUUUUUUCUAGCUGAAAAUGGGAAGGAAAGCGAAAUGUCACCGGCAGAGGUCGCUUUCGUGUCGAACAUGCCGCCUUUGAAGCAAUUUUACCCGAUCAGUGACCCCUGGAAAUUAAUUCGUAAAGUAGAUUUUCAGGGCAAGCUUUCUAAAUCGAUUCUUUCUGUAUGCUCCGGAAAUCAACUUUUUUCCGUCAGUAAAUCGCUGUGCUUUUUCUCAAGCCGACUCCAAUUUUGGUGGUUUUGGCCCACAAUAUUAUUGUAUACCUUGUACAUGAUAUAUAGUGGAGUUUUGCAUCGGAUACAGAAGUUUGCAGCAAGCGCCCUUAUGUGAAAAAUCAUUCGUUUCCGUUUAGUCUUUGCAUCUUUAAAACGAAACUCUCCGCGGACUCUUCUCCCCGUUUGAAGAACCCCGUGGCAUGAACAUUUUGGUCACAAAACUGAUAUUUUCUGUGUUAUGUGCCCGUAAGCAAGAUGCUUCAACAAACGGUAUCUUUUCCUCUUGGAGACAAGUUGUGGCACUGCCUUUCGUCGAGCCUUUAUUCUCUCUUCCAUGAUAUUCUUGCUAUUUUCUUGUAAAAUGUUCUGUUCACUCUCGGUUAAUGUGUAACGGUUGUAAAGUCAGUGUUAAUACAAAGGGUUAAAAUAACAUGACAUGUAUACGUGUACAUAAAACCGAAUGGGAAAUCUUUGUUGUACAUUUUUAAAUGAACGAUUUCGCGGUCGAAGAGGCGAGCUACGAGAAAUGUCAAAUCCACUGAUCUUUUUUUUUUACAUAUCCACAAUGAAACGAGGAAAAAACGCCAGUAAUGUAAAUGUACGUAACUUAAUUUGUACAAUUCAUUUAAUGAUCUGGAUCUAUUUUUAGAUUAGUGUGUAACUUAAUCCUAUCAGAAUUGUUGACCUAAUAAAUUUGGUUCAGAACUCAGUUGAAGCAUCUAGACACGUGAAACCA